UUUAAUUCCGUUUUUAAAUGGUAUCCAGGUCAAAAUUAAUUAGUUUUUAUAAGGUUAAAAAAUUAUUGUACUUCAAGGUUGAAACUUUUGAAAUAUUUCAAUAAGCGCUGGGUGUUCAUAAUCGUGCAGCCAGUUCGAAAUUGGUUUUGCAACUUGCUGAGAAGUUCUCCAGUGAAAGUGCAGGCCACAGUUACCAAAAAGUAAUACAAGAAUAGAGACAUGUCCUUCCGUGAAAACUCGAAUAAAAUUCCUUUGGGGAGGCCGGCAUCUUCAUCUUCGAAACCAUCCAGUGGGUCAAGCCUACUUAAGCCUGCAUAUCUACGUGGUGGUGGUGGUGAAUCUAAUUCCAAUGAUGAUUACGAGCCAUUUACAAAUCACUACUUUCCCAAUUUUCCCAAUCCCACAACUGCAGCAGCUGUAUCCAGUGCUGUAGCUAAUAUAACAUCGUCAUUAAAACGGGAUAUCAGUCGGUCUCAUCGAUCCGGAUUUGAUGAUGAUAGUAAUGAUACCCGGGACUCUGGAGGAGAUCGGAAACGGAAGCGACGAUCACGCUGGAUGGGAUCAGAGGAUGAGAAGGCUGUUUUUCCAGGAAUGCCUACAAUUCUUCCUCCUGGGAUUGCUCCGGAUAAAGCUGAGGCUUAUAUAGCCCAACUACAAAUUGAAGAGUUAACAAGAAAACUUCGUACAGGAGACAUGGGGAUUUCGCCAAAUCCAGAAGAAAGAUCACCAUCACCGGAACCGAUUUAUUCAACUGACGGCAAAAGGUUAAAUACUCGAGAGAAUCGAACACGAAAGAAAUUAGAAGACGACAGGCACAAGCUUAUCCAAAGAUUACAAGAGCUGAACCCAGAUUAUAGACCACCCCAAGAUUAUAGAACUCCUGUUGUGAAAAUUGUUCAAGAGGUUCCGAUUCCUCAAGAAGAGCAUCCUGAAAUAAAUUUCGUGGGACUUUUAAUUGGACCCCGAGGUAAUACUUUGAAGUCACUAGUAAAAGAGACCGGGGCGAAAAUCAUUAUUAGGGGGAAAGGUUCGGUAAAAGAAGGGAAAGUUGGUGGGAAAGCUGGACAACCUUUACCAGGAGAGGAUCAGCCUCUUCAUGCAUAUGUAACGAGCAAUAACCCAGAGUCUGUCAAAAAAGCAUGCGACAAAAUUCGCGAGAUAAUUCGCCAAGGAAUUGAAAUGCCUGAAAGUCAAAAUGACUUGAGAAAGAAUCAACUUCGUGAAUUGGCCCUGUUGAAUGGAACAUUGCGUGAAUGUGAAGGACCGAAAUGCAGCAAUUGUGGAUCAACGGCCCAUCGGACGUGGAAUUGUCCGGAUAAACCUAACUACACCAACAGUGUUGUCUGUACCGUUUGUGGCGGAGCAGGACAUUUAGGAAAGGACUGCAAAUUGUCACGACCUGGAGCCGCUGUACCUUUGGCUGUUAAUUAUGAUGACAAAACCAAAAUAGACGAAGAAUAUCUGUCCUUGAUGGCUGAGCUUGGAGAAGGCAAAGCCGAAACAGGACAUCGACCAACUGGUGGAAGUGGUUGUGGAUCACGAUUUUCUAGUGGUGGACUAUUUGACAGGUCAUCAGCUCCUAAGGCACUCAUGUCCACUGGCUCACAUCAUCAACAUCAACCGCCAGUUCCACCACCAAGUGUUGGAGCCGCACCUCCUCCAUUGCCUCCAAUGAUGCCACCAGGAAAUGCACCACCACCACCACCCCCUGGCACUUCCAUCCAACCUUCUCCUCCAGGAAUGGGAUGGAACAGUUCGUAUCCUCCUCCUCCUCCACCUGGAUAUCACACCCCUUGGACUGGGUGGGGUGGUCCAUCUCCACCAAAUCAACCUCCACCACCGGGCAUGUAAAAUUUCUCUGAUGAAAAACAUUUGUUAUAAUUUCCACAUUUUCAAACCACUUGUAAAUUGUUAGACUAUACCAUUGUAUAAUUAGUUCGCGAGUAUGUUUGUUUUAUGAAUAAACCGUUGGUUGGAAUUCUUCAAAAUUAUAAAAUU
Messenger RNA from Folsomia candida, 1998 nucleotides. RefSeq names its product splicing factor 1. Bases 220 to 1851 code for a protein of 543 amino acids. Gene Ontology annotation, biological process: regulation of mRNA splicing, via spliceosome. The transcript has 11 exons. Gene Ontology annotation, molecular function: zinc ion binding; mRNA binding. The record is from RefSeq and is a predicted model, not a curated record. Lineage: Eukaryota; Metazoa; Arthropoda; Collembola; Entomobryomorpha; Isotomidae. Gene Ontology annotation, cellular component: nucleus.